GUAUCCACUGUACGUUUAUAUUUAUGUACCUACUCGUUAGCUUGCGCACCCUUUUCAUCAUUUUUUUUUAACAAAAUGAGGGAUUAACAAAGUUUCUCCUUCGAUUUUUCCACUUCUUUAUAUGCUAGAAAGCAUUUUUUUUUUUUUUUUUUUACACCCCAUUGAGAUAACAUACGUUACAUAGCAUAAUAACAUAUGAAUAAGUACAAGAAAAAGUAAACGUAUGAGCGUGUUUUCCUGGAUUGAGAAAUAUUCGCUUCCCCUCCCCAGUGCUCGUACGCAUUUCUGUAUUAUCAUAACAAAGUUUGAAAAUGCUAUCAUUCGUAAAAAGCGUUGGCAGAGGUUUCGCGCGUACCUACUCCUGGUGUAAAAGUGCAAGUUGUCGUAGAUUUUUCAGCGAAGACUAUUUUUGGACUAAAGCGAAUGUCGGUCCAUUCUUCAUUUGCCUUCUAACUGCGCCCUAUUGGUUUGCAGGCAUAAAGAAUAUUUAUUGGACGCUGCGCUACGAGCAAUUAAAUAAACAGGAAAUACUCUCUGACAGAUUCACCUGGUUGUACGAAAGGAUGUUAGAAGACGAAGUACAUAAGACCCUUUUGCAGAAGCUACCCUCCUACAACUUUAAAAAUAAUGGCCCAGAAAAUAUGUUAGGCCCAAGCCAAAUAUAACCUUCGCUUCGCUUCCCCAUUUUAUGUACCGCUAAUCGAUACCUGUGAGUAUUAUAUUUAGUGUGCAACACUGCAAGUGAUAUUUUCUCCUUACUUCACCCUAUUUUUGGACACUCUCAUGUUACCCUUUUUGAAA
Plasmodium cynomolgi strain B is the source of this 801-nucleotide messenger RNA. RefSeq lists its product as hypothetical. The transcript is spliced from 3 exons. Bases 312 to 665 code for a protein of 117 amino acids. Lineage: Eukaryota; Apicomplexa; Aconoidasida; Haemosporida; Plasmodiidae. The record is from RefSeq and is a predicted model, not a curated record.